ACUACAACUACGCGUUGCGUUACAGGGUCAAAAGACGCGUCGCGUCACGCGUCGACACUUCCGCUUCUUUGUCUGCGCUCUUAUUCACUUCCGUGCUUAACAGCUAUCCACCAAAUAUGCCACCUAAACGCAAGUCGGACGCGGCUAACGGAGCUGCGGCCAAAAAAGCGCGUUCUGCCUGGGCUGCUACGGCCAUCUUGGCUGCCGACAUCGUCGGUCAGCCAACGGACUACCCCGUACCUGAAGAUGAAGGCGAUGUUCGCAAGAUGCUUCUAGAAUUAGCGCAAUACGCACUGCAUCUCGAACAAGAGGCAGCGGCCGCAGCCGCAGCGGGAUCUCAGGCUGCGGCUUCCAAGGCGCUUACCCCGGAACAGCUCGCCGCGUCUGUGGAAAAGAUACGCAAGGCUGCCGGCAGCGGGAUCAAGAAUCAGAUGAAGUGGCGACCUUCUUGCAAGGGCGGCGGCGCGAAGUGGUCGUACGACGGGGUCUGCGUGGAUCCGAACGUGUUUGGCGCCUUGCUCGGACUGGAAGGGCCGCCGAAAUGGAAGAUGCACAAGAUGCCGAUUGAGGAGUUUGAGAAUCGGUUUGGAUGCAUUGAAGGGUCAGCUCGGUACAGUCACUUGUGGUUGAAUGGAAAGCAUGUGAACAUUCGUUGGGCUGCCGACGAGGGCACUUUCAAACUCAGUGGCACGUACGGUGAUACUCGAUAGAUACUGGAACUUUGAGGUCUAGCUAACGCGACGACGACCACUCCGCCGCAUAUAUGCGCGUUAUCAUAAUACUAAAAUUCGUUGUCCUUUGACAGCCUUCAGCUAAUGUUUAUCUUACACCCAGUUUGUUGUCCAUACAUGACAAUCUUGUUCACUUUACUCAGAUGUUAGAGCACUAUCAUGGUAAUGGAAUGCUACGUUAC
Coniophora puteana RWD-64-598 SS2 is the source of this 913-nucleotide messenger RNA. RefSeq lists its product as uncharacterized. The coding region runs from base 117 to 710 and encodes 197 amino acids. The record is from RefSeq and is a predicted model, not a curated record. The transcript is spliced from 3 exons. Lineage: Eukaryota; Fungi; Basidiomycota; Agaricomycetes; Boletales; Coniophoraceae.